Messenger RNA from Bombus huntii, 4210 nucleotides. It is a transcript of the gene spoon, whose product is annotated as KH domain-containing protein akap-1. The record is from RefSeq and is a predicted model, not a curated record. Gene Ontology annotation, molecular function: RNA binding. The transcript is spliced from 7 exons. Bases 1559 to 3319 code for a protein of 586 amino acids. Lineage: Eukaryota; Metazoa; Arthropoda; Insecta; Hymenoptera; Apidae.
AAUUUAAUUUUAUUUAUGACAUUUUAUCCGUAUCUUGACAUUUUAUACAUUUAUAAUAUAAAGUGAUAAAUAACGGAACGUAAAUAUUCCACAACAUUUUAAAUAUCACAUCUCGAUGUAGCAGUUAACACUUACUUAAUAGUAUUUCAAUUUUGGUCCGUUAUCGACUGCAAUUCCUUUUACGUCACGUCGUAAUGAUACAACAAUUUUGCAACAGAGUGCAUGUACUACUCGAUCGAUUCUCGAUCUGUAACGUGGUGCGUCCCUAAAUUGAAAUUUUAUCCGAAAUAUCUGAACGUUACUCUGUAACUGUUCGAACGAUUGAUUCGCACAUUUCCCACAGAGGGUGCUGGAAGGAAAGUUUCGUACGAAAACGUGUUUCACGCGAACAGCAGGAUCUCUUUUGUAUCCCUUUUUGUUGCACGUUUCAUCGUUCUUCUCGCGGGUUCCUCUUCCUCUUUUCGUUCUCCUUCCUCGCAAUACUCGUUACUCGUUACCCAUGCUCGGUUACUUCAUCGUUCUCUCUGCGCGUGCAGGUUGGACAUUCCAAGAGCACGUUGAACCGUCGCGGUCACCUCUGUCUCUCGCAUUUCUAUACUGUCCCCAGUGUGUAACUAUCUUGCCGGAUAAAAUCUGUCCACUCGUGGACGGGUGUCUCCCUCUCUGUCCACUGAUAAAACUAAUGCGCGAAAUUUUAAGUGGCGCUUACAAACAGCACGUCCAUCUCGAUUCGUAAUUACGAUGCGCGCUCCUCCUUAGUCAUCGAUGUGAUAGUCACGAUUGCAUGCAUUAUUUUAAGAUGAAAGCACCUUACAAACACGGCUCGGUUGUAUCGUGGAGAAAUGACAAAGAGGACCUAGAUACAACAUCCGCGAUCCAGAUAUCCUCGCAACCGGGUGUUCGAGAUAAUAUCUGUCUUCGAAAUUAAUAACUCGAAUCAAUCAGAACUGAUUUUAAAGGCAUUAAGCAAGCAUGUCGAAUAGACUAGUAACGUCUAGUGUGUAUCAUAAGCCGGAUCUUCACUGAACCAGCAAAGAGCAACUUUUUAUUGCUGUUCCAUGUUUCUUGAAGAAGUGGCCAAUGUGAACAAAAUGUUUCUAACUGUUUCUGUUGUUCGUUGGGAAUGUUUCGAAGCAUGCAAUUAACAAGACGCACAAAAGGUUGCUCAUUGGUGAAGCGUCGAAUACCUGGCUAAUCUCUUAUAUUCAAUGGUUUUGACCAUCGGUGAGCCCCUAGAGGGAAAAGGGAGGGGGGGCAAACGGUUAUUCGUAUACGUCUCUUAGGGUUCGUUCGGCAGUCGUGUGUUUGGUGAAUUGUCGAAACGAUCGAUACACGCCUUAGUGUGGUUUGUGGAUUCUCUAAGAAUUUUGUCUCGGAAGUUAAAUUGUGGCGCGUAACCCAGUUCGCGACGGAGAGCGACUACUCACCGAUCCGAUCUCCGUUACCGGUAUCACAGAUGGGAACUACAAGCCUGCAUCAAGCGAGGGUGAAUGCACUAUACAGAGUGUCUCAAAUGUAAAAAGGUCCUUAACAUCAACAGCUACGGUGGAUUGGAAAAAUGUUUGCUACUCAUACUCAAAUGGUAAAGUGGACUUUCCCUGCUUUUGCUCUUAUAAUUGGUAUAUUGUGGUACAAACGGCGUCAAGCAGACAGAGCUGAUCCAGGUGGAAUAAAUAAAAACUGUCAUAGCAAAGAGAAUAGUACUGAUCAGGAGAUUGCUUCGUCAGAUUCUAAUUCAAGCCUUCAUGAUUCUGGCAUACAAAAUAAUGAAUCCUGCUCAUUGAGUCCUCCUAAUCAACAGGUAGAAGACAUACGGGUAGAAGAGAUUGUUUCUAUCCCUAGAAAAACAAGCGAAAAUUUAGAUAUUCCGCAAAAAAGGUCUGGCUCGCCGUGUAUUUCUGGGCAUUCUAGAACUCCUCCUAAUGAUGACGGAGAAGUAUGGUACAGUUUCGUAGAUACCUCGUCGAAAAUGGAAAUACAAUUAGGUAGUAACCCAAUAAUAAGCAAUUUCGAUAUGGUUGCAAAGAGUAGAGGUGCUUCCUCCUUGGAAGAAGCCGCUGAUUCUGAUGAUAAAGUAUUAAAGAUAUUUGAAAAUAUCGUCGAGGAAGAAGAACAAAAGUUAGCGCCUGAGAAUAAAUCAAUAGAAGUUGUCAAUCAAAACGAAGAGAAUAAUACAAACGAUGAAUGUAAUUAUCUACCAAGCGAAGAACCAUCUGUUUCCACGCCACUGAAAGAUAAUGUUAAAACACCAGCUCGAACAUUAUCCGAAAGAGAUUCUGCUAACCAUAGUCCAGUUUCUGGUGUCUUAGAAGGCAGUGUCACAGAUGAAGCAAGAAGUGAGGGGAGUACAGAUAGUGGAAAAGGUGGAAGUAUCAAGGGUCAUACAAAAGACACUGUAAUGCCAAUGAUAUAUGAAUUUAGUAUACCACAAUCUUUAGUUGGACGACUAAUUGGUCGGCAUGGAAGCUUCUUGCAAAAUAUUCGACAUAAAGCGGAAGUAAGCAUAGUCCUCAAACGUCAUCCUAUAUCGAGAGAUCAAAAACUUUGUGCCAUAGAAGGUUCUACAGAAGGAAUAAACGUUGCUCUAGAAAUGAUACGACAAAAGUUUCCAGAAAAAAAAUUUCCACAGUUGACACUUCAUCAGAUUUCACCAUUAAUAGUACCUGAAGAUAUUCCUUGGUUUGCUGAAUUAAGACAGUUAUCAUUAGUGGAGGGAGUCAAUAAUGAUGUUGUUAUAUGUCACAUAGUGAAACCAAACAGAUUAUUUGUACAGCUUCCUACUCAUCCUACCUAUCCAUCCCUACGGAUUUUAGAUGAAAGGAUGACACAGUUAUAUAACACGACGGAGUCGCCAUCAGCUCCAGAUGAACUUACUAGUGGUAUGAUCUUAGUUGCAAAAUGGUAUAAUACGUGGGUCAGAGUAUACGUCGAACAGCCAGAUCCUCAUGGCGAACAGCAUUUAGUACGACUUGUUGAUCACGGUGGUUAUUGGGUGUUUAGUAGUUCAGAAAUGAGAAAAAUUAGGUCAGAUUAUCUUACGUUACCGUUUCAAGCAAUUGAAAUAUUCUUGGCAAAUGUACAACCAAAAGAUGGUGAAUGGAAUCAAGAAGCUUAUAAUACAGUUGCUCAGAUGUGUACCGGAAUUGUUGGUCAAGCUCAAAUAGAAGGUUACAUCAAUACAAACACAUAUAUUAGUCUCUAUCUUAAUAUUCAGAAACAUGGGGUGAUAUCCCUCGCCGAUGAAUUAAUAGCUCGUGGAUUCGCGGAAUCCAUACCAUUAGAAAAUAUAAUUCCAGAAGAAGGUAUAUUAAUCUCUUAAGGUAUGAAUUAGAAAUUUAGUCUAUAAUAACUAUACUUGUAAAGAAACCGUGAUAAUAUGUGAUCACGCAAUUUUUUUAGUCAUUAUGUGCAUAUAUGAUUCAUUUUCAUUCUCAUAUUUCAUACAUUAAGAAAAAAUACCAAGGAAAUGAUACUUCCUAACAUUGAUUUGAAUGUUUUUAUUAACACUAGCAGUUUUCUACAUCCUGUUCGAUAUGCCAUCUAUUAAAUCUAUUGAAUCAUAUUUAUUGAACCUAGAUUGAAUUACAUGACAUAUUGCAUAUACAUUCUCUUGUUAAUACAUUACGUAUCAAUGAACAUAUGUAAGGAUAAACAAUAUUUAACGAGCAUUUAUAAAUACUCCUCAUGUAUGAUUUAUAACAAGUACAAAUGUAAACUAUUGUGUUUAGAGUGUGGCAUUUUUACGUGCAUGGUUAAUAAGAUUUUUUAAUAGUAUUUAUCAUGUUACUGGACGGAAAAAGAAUUUAGAUCAACUUAAACAGACAAUAGAUAAUUAAACAAAAGAAAACACUCCUCCCCGUACUUAUAUGCUGUCAAGAGGUACAAUAGAUUUAUUAAAUGCCAAAUGUACGAUAUAUAAUACAUAUUUAUAAAACGCCACAUUCUAGCGGCUGAAUUCGAGUAAUAAGAAAUUAGAAAGAAAAGGGACAUUUAUUGUACAUUUAAUACGAUAUUCAAAUGAUUUAUAACAUAGGAACAGUUAUUUUACGGUAUGAUAGUGUAAUAUACGUUUCUGUAAAGUACAGUGAAUGAAAACUACAGAUUUUCACGAAUUACAAAAGCCACGUGGUAUGGUCCAUAAUACUUUUACUUUUAAAAACUUGUGGAACUAAUUUGUCCUUCUAUUAGUUUUUUUUUUUUUUUUUUUUUU